CGGGCCGGGCCGGGCCCGCCGAGGCCGCUGUCGCCAUGGCAACGGGCCCCGCAGCCAACCGCUGGCCGCUUCCGCUGACGUCAGCGCCGACACGUGGAUCCAAGAUGGCGGCGGCGAUGGAAAGGCUAAGAUGUUUGCUGGUCUUGCUGUUGUGGCUUCGUGGUACGGAUUCUUUCUAUGUGCCCGGCGUGGCUCCUAUCAACUUCCAUCGGAAUGAUCCCGUAGAAAUAAAGGCUGUGAAGCUCACCAGCUCACGAACCCAGUUACCGUAUGAGUACUACUCGUUGCCCUUCUGCCAGCCCACCAAGAUAACGUACAAGGCAGAGAAUCUCGGUGAGGUUCUCCGGGGGGAUCGAAUUGUAAAUACACCUUUCCAGGUUUCCAUGAACGUGGAGAAGAAAUGUGAAGUUCUUUGCAACCUUCCCAACAAGCCGGUCACUCUGACCGUGGAGCAGAGCAAGCUGAUCGCUGAGCGGAUCAGGGAAGAUUACUAUGUCCACCUCAUUGCUGAUAACCUCCCUGUGGCAACACGGCUGGAGUUCUAUUCCAAUCGUGAGGAAGAGGAAAAGAAGAAGGAGAAGGAUGUGCAGUUCGAGCAUGGAUACAGGCUUGGGUUUAUGGACGGUAACAAGUUCUACCUGCACAACCACCUCUCCUUCAUCCUUUACUACCACAGAGAGGAUGUGGAAGAAAACCAGGAGCCCACCUACAGGGUUGUGCGCUUUGAAGUGAUUCCCCAGAGCAUUAAACAAGAAGACUUGAAGGCUGAUGAGAAGGGGAUGUGCACCCUACCUGAAGCCACAGGCUCAGCCCCUCAGGAAAUCGAUCCCUCUAAGGAGAACCAGAUGCUCUUCACGUACUCUGUCCACUGGGAGGAAAGCGACAUUAAAUGGGCUUCCCGCUGGGACACCUACCUGACCAUGAGCGAUGUGCAGAUUCACUGGUUUUCUAUCAUCAACUCCGUGGUGGUCGUCUUUUUCCUUUCGGGUAUUCUCAGCAUGAUCAUCAUUCGCACCCUCCGGAAGGACAUCGCCAACUACAACAAAGAAGAUGACAUUGAAGAUACCAUGGAGGAAUCUGGUUGGAAACUUGUGCACGGAGAUGUCUUCAGGCCUCCACAGUAUCCCAUGAUCCUCAGUUCUCUCCUGGGUUCUGGAAUUCAGCUCUUCUGUAUGAUCCUGAUCGUCAUCUUUGUUGCCAUGCUGGGGAUGCUGUCACCUUCUAGCCGGGGUGCACUGAUGACUACUGCCUGCUUCCUCUUCAUGUUCAUGGGGGUGUUUGGUGGGUUCUUCGCUGGCCGCUUGUACCGGACUCUGAAAGGACAUCGGUGGAAGAAGGGAGCCUUUUGUACAGCUACCUUGUAUCCGGGUGUCGUUUUCGGUAUCUGCUUUGUCCUGAACUGUUUCAUCUGGGGAAAACACUCCUCUGGAGCGGUGCCUUUCCCUACCAUGGUGGCCUUGCUCUGCAUGUGGUUUGGGAUCUCGUUGCCCUUGGUCUACCUGGGGUACUACUUUGGAUUUCGCAAGCAGCCGUACGACAAUCCCGUGCGGACCAACCAGAUUCCCAGGCAGAUCCCGGAGCAGAGGUGGUACAUGAAUAAAUUUGUUGGGAUUCUCAUGGCUGGUAUUCUGCCUUUUGGAGCUAUGUUCAUUGAACUGUUCUUCAUUUUCAGUGCAAUCUGGGAGAACCAGUUCUAUUACCUUUUUGGCUUUCUCUUCCUGGUGUUUAUCAUCCUGGUGGUGUCCUGCUCACAAAUCAGCAUUGUCAUGGUGUACUUCCAGCUUUGUGCUGAGGAUUACCGCUGGUGGUGGAGGACCUUCUUGGUGUCUGGAGGAUCUGCCUUCUAUGUGCUCAUCUAUGCCAUCUUCUACUUUGUGAACAAGCUGGAUAUCGUUGAGUUCAUUCCCUCCUUACUGUACUUCGGCUACACCGCCCUUAUGGUCCUGUCCUUCUGGCUCCUCACUGGCACCAUUGGCUUCUAUGCAGCCUACAUGUUUGUCCGGAAGAUCUACGCCGCGGUGAAAAUAGACUGAAGAUGCAGAGCCAGCAGAAAGCAGACACCUCUGAAUACAUGUCCUCCUGGGAUCGAAGGAGACAUCUUCUCCCAAUUCUUUUAAGGAAACAAAAUCCAGUGGGAGAGUGACAAGAGAAAUAAAUAACUCCUCAUUUUGGAAUGUAACUUUUGGCACAGUGUACAUGGAUUCUGGGCUACUUCUGGGGGGAAAAGGGGCCUGUAGAUACCUUACAUUUUAACUUUAUUAUCCUGUUCCAGAUUUGAGGGAGUUUUUUAGCAGAGAAAUAUCCCUCUGUAUAAGUAAACCCCUUUUUGCUAAUUCAUCUUUUUUUUUUUUUUUAUGUUGAUGAUGAAUGGAUUUAAGACAGCAGUGGAAACACUUGUGAAAACAUUUUCUUCCAGCCCCUAGGGUGCUCUAGGAUUCAGGGAGACUCUUCAGACAAGUAUCAGACUGGAUUUCUUUCCUGCCUUCAUGUCUGCACAGAAGAGGGAACUUGACUGUGGCAAAACAAAAGGAUCCUAACGGCUCACCCAGCAUGGGUCUGGCGUGCUCUCGCUGCAGAAGUCCUGGCAUCAGCUUGUUUACAGUUUGGAGGUGCCAUUCGGAGCCUAGGAAGUGCAAUUUCACCGUGAGAGAGCUGGAGGACUGCACCCCUCGGCAUCAUUUCUCCCAGCUUCUGGCCUUGGACAGCAUGGGAGGGUGGGAUUUCCCCUUUGGAAGGUGCAGCGGGACGCAGUGUUCUGGUGGAAGCGUGUGAUUGUGCUGGUGCUAGAACACGCCACUGGAAGGAUGCCAGAGGUAACGGCCGGGGUUUGUGGUGUGCAUAGCUCUGCUCCAGCCGGGUGAGGAGACGGGGCCGGCUUCCUUCCUGGGAACCCCAUGGUUCUGGGAAGCCUGAAGUUGGCGCCGCCGUUGCGUUAGUGCCAAGCAAUCUGAUGCAGUGUUGGGCCUCAGCUGCAGCGAGACGUGCGCCGGCCGUGCAGAAGAGGCUGGGGACGAGGAGUGGCCCCAAGGAGUUCUCCCAUUGCCAGAAGCGGGCUGCCUCACUGCCUGCCUUGUUCCCCAGCUGCUCUUGCUGCUCUCUUCUCCUCUCUUAGAUUCUCUACCUCCAGGGAACAGAAGUUCACACCCCCUCAGCUGGAUUUUGUUCUCCACAAAACGGUCUAAGUCCUCUGGGCAGCCAGUGUGGGCUCUUCUGCAGCAGGCUCCUCUUUUUCUGUGGCUUGAUGCCUGAAUAAGCCCCUGGGAAGAUCUUUUUAAACGAGGUCUGAAUUUCAUGUCGGUCAUUUCUGAUGUUCCCAGUAAAAAAACUUGCAGGUUGCAGUGAAAGCUCCCUCCAUCCCCAGAGUAGCUGGAUGCAGUCGGGGCUACAGGAGAGAGGUGUGGUGGUUUGUGAGAUCUAUUAACAAUUUUGGUUUUGCUUCUUCCUGUAGCAAGAAAUAAGGUCUCCAGGUGACCGGCUGUCCCAGGGGACACCAUUCCAACACAACUGUCCCAAGCCCUCCCUGUUACCAGCACUGAUGCAUGCACUUGAGGGGUUUGGGGCUAUUUUAGUCCAAAUGGCCGUAAGAGUUGCCACGAGGUCCACGCGAGGACCUGUGCCUCGUACUGGUGGCCUUGCUCCCUGCAGGGAGCUGGCUCUACAGAUGGUUUCAUUCCUCCUCAGCCCCAAGUCUUUCUGGCCUUGCCUAAUAACUUCCUCAGCCACGCGCCAUGCCAAAGUCUGAUCAGCCAGGAAUCAAGGAUGGACAAAAGAGAGCAGGGGAUGCACGAGCCAGCUGUGCUGUGGGGUACCGCGUCGGUUCUGAUUUAAGAUCUUUGUUUGUUGUUGUUUUUUUUUUGCUAUCCCCACCCAUGGAGAGGCUCAGCCAGCAUUGAUUUCUCUCCUUUCCCCCGGAGUGUUUUCUCUGUAUUCUUUGUAAUUUUUAAUUAAUGUAUGUAUUCUUUGUGCCCUACUGUAAAUAAAUCUGCCAUUGUCCUGUUC
Oxyura jamaicensis (ruddy duck) is the source of this 3999-nucleotide messenger RNA. It is a transcript of the gene TM9SF4, whose product is annotated as transmembrane 9 superfamily member 4. NCBI's taxonomy places the organism in Eukaryota, Metazoa, Chordata, Aves, Anseriformes, Anatidae. The coding region runs from base 36 to 2033 and encodes 665 amino acids. The record is from RefSeq and is a predicted model, not a curated record. Gene Ontology annotation, cellular component: membrane. The transcript is spliced from 18 exons. Gene Ontology annotation, biological process: protein localization to membrane.